Messenger RNA from Carya illinoinensis, 3792 nucleotides. RefSeq lists its product as uncharacterized. Gene Ontology annotation, molecular function: RNA-DNA hybrid ribonuclease activity; nucleic acid binding. Lineage: Eukaryota; Viridiplantae; Streptophyta; Magnoliopsida; Fagales; Juglandaceae. The transcript has 2 exons. The record is from RefSeq and is a predicted model, not a curated record. Bases 1 to 3792 code for a protein of 1263 amino acids.
AUGGAGGGGAUCAGAAACAAACUGAAUUUUGAUCACAGUUUCAUAGUGGACUGUGUUGGCAGGAGUGGUGGCAUAGCUUUUUUGUGGAAGAAGGAGGUGGAGGCAGAACUGAAUUCGUACUCAAACCAUCAUAUUUCCUUAACUGUAUUUCCUGAGAAUUUGGAGAGGAGUAUUCUUUUAACCGGCUUCUAUGGACAUCCAGUAGCUGCAAAAAGAAAAGAGAGCUGGAAUCUUAUUAGACUUAUACACUCUAAUAUCCAAUGCCCAUGGCUGUGUUUGGGAGAUUUCAAUGAAAUUCUCCUUCAAGAGGAACAAUUUGGCUCUCAUGCCAGACCAUUUCACCAAAUGGAGGCAUUCAGAUCAGUGGUUAAUGACUGUGGUAUGCAAGACCUGGGAUACAAUGGGGACUGCUUUACCUGGAGUAAUAGAAGAGAAGGGUUAGACUUUACUAAAGCCAGACUGGAUAGAGCCUUUGUCAAUAAGGGUUGGAGGGAUCUCAAGCUCAUUAAUUCAGUGUUAAUCCUACCAGCUCAGUGCUUAGACCAUAAUCCCAUUUUUGUUGCCUGCUCAAGCUCUACUGUUGCUAAAAUUCCUAGACCUCGAAUUUUCAGGUAUGAAGCAGCAUGGGGUAAGAAGGAGGAAUGUGGACUCUUAGUUAAACAAGCCUGGCUUCAAAGUUGUCAUCUCAAUCCUAAGCUAAAAGCUUCUCGAGAAGGGCUUAUAAACUGUAGAGAGAAGCUUAAGGCUUGGGGCAGGAAAGUAAUUCAAGAUCAUAAGAAAGUACUCACAGGCAAAAGAGAGUAUCUCAGAAGACUGCAGGAAGCUAACAUAGGACAGAACAAUGAACAGAUUCAGCAAGCUCAAGCAGAGAUUGACAAACUGUUAGAGAGUGAAGAGUUGAAAUGGAGACAAAGGGCAAAACAAAGACGGCUUCGAGAAGGGGAUAGGAACACUAAAUUUUUUCAUCAGUGUGCUUCUCACAGGAGAUUGGUCAACACUAUCAAGCAAGUUGCUAAUGAGAAUGGAGUUACUGUUAAUAACCAGAAGGAAAUAGGUCUGGCUUUUCAAGACUUUUAUAGAAACCUUUUUUCUACUUCUGAUCCUCAAGGAAGUGAUGCUUUGCUUCAUUCCUUCCAGGCCCGUGUCACUAGGGAAAUGAAUAGGACUUUAACCAGUCCAUAUUCCACAGAGGAAAUCCAAAGAGCUAUUCUUGACAUGAACCCGAUGGGAUCUCCUGGGCCAGAUGGCUUUCCAGCCCUAUUCUAUCAUCAACACUGGCCAGUAGUUGGAAAAGAAGUCUCUGAGGCAGUCCUGGAAUUACUGAACACAGGAAAGGGUUUCAAGGAUAUUAACAGCACCUUUAUAUCCUUAAUACCAAAGAAGAAAGUCCCUAAAUCUGUCACAGACUACAGGCCUAUAAGCCUUUGCAAUGUCUUCUAUAAGAUCAUUGCCAAAGUGUUAGCAAACAGAUUAAAAGUCAUUUUGCCAAAUGUCAUAUCUCCAAACCAGAGUGCUUUUGUGGCAGGAAGAUUAAUCUCGGAUAAUAUUGUGGUGGCUUAUGAACUCUUGCACUCAAUGAUGAACAGGCUCAAAGGCAGACAAAAUGGUUACAUGGCACUCAAGCUUGACAUGAGUAAGGCAUACGAUAGAGUAGAAUGGAGUUUCCUACAAUCAGCAUUAUUGAAGAUGGGCUUUGACAGUAGCUGGGUGGAACUGGUGAUGGAAUGUGUAUCUACAGUGAGCUACUCGAUCUUGGUGAAUGGCAUCCCACAGCCAACCUUCCAACCAACUAGGGGAAUUCGGCAGGGGGAUCCUCUCUCUCCCUAUCUAUUCAUUAUUUGCUCAGAAAUGCUAACUCACUGCCUGAACCAGGCAGAAUCACAAGGGGCAAUAUCUGGGAUACCAGUGGCACGAGGAGCCAUGAGAGCUACUCACUUGUUUUUUGCAGAUGACAGCCUAGUGUUUUGUAAAUCUAACCCUGAGGAAUGGACUAGACUACAACAUACUCUUUCUUCUUUUGAGCUGGCUUCUGGACAGCGCCUCAAUUUUGAGAAAUCCUCCAUCUAUUUCAGUAGCAACACCAAACCAGACACUCAAUUCUCCAUUUUAGAGCUAGCAGGCAUCAAAGCAACUGGAGCUUUCGACAAGUACUUGGGUCUACCAUCUUAUGUUGGUAGAAAUAAGCAAAAAGCCUUCAGCUCCAUACUUGAUCAAGUGAAAAGGAAGAUGUCAAACUGGAAGGUAAACAUGCUAUCUAAAGGUGGCAAGGAAAUACUACUGAAGUCAGUUUUACAGGCCAUCCCAACGUAUAGCAUGGCAAAGCAAGGGUGGAGGCUCCUACAAGCUCAAACCUCCCUUGCUGCACAGGUCCUUAAAGCUAAGUAUUAUCCUACCUCGAGUUUCCUCUCAGUCAGGAAGAGAGCUUCAGAUUCCUAUGUAUGGAAAAGCCUCCUUGCAGCCAGACAUGUCCUCGAAGAAGGUCUACUGUGGAGAGUAGGCAACGGUAAACAUAUUAGGAUUUGGUCUGACAAGUGGGUGCCAAGGCCAUCCUCCUAUAUGAUACAAUCCCCUGUGAGUAUACUAAAUAAGGAGGCUUCGGUUGACCAACUAAUCAACCCUCAGACUAUGCAGUGGAACCUUGGCCUAAUCCACUCAAUUUUUUCAGAAGAGGAGGCAAACCUUAUCUGUAAAAUGCCUAUAAGCCCCUGCAGGAGCCAAGAUGUCCUAUCUUGGAGGUGCUCAAGUAAUGGUAAGUUCUCUGUAAAAAGUGCCUACCACCUGCAGAGCUCUAUGAGAGAGUAUGUUAAGGGGCAACCUUCCAAUAGCAACACGGUUUCUAAGGUAUGGGACAGGCUGUGGAGCAUCGGGGUUCCUAAUGGCACCAAAUCUCUCCUAUGGAGAGCAGCUAAGGAAUCUCUUCCUACUAAUCUCAACCUGCUAAAGAGGAAGGUGGUGACAUCUCCCUUAUGCCCCAUUUGCCUUACUGAGGAGGAAACAGUUUCCCAUGCUCUUUGGUCAUGUAAGUCAGCUCAGGAUGUGUGGUAUUUGGGCUCGAGACAGUUACAGAAGAUGAGUAGCACUGCUGAGACCUUCAAAGAGCUUUUGGAAUCCAUGCUUGAGAAACUUCCCCCAGAAGUUUUGAGUGAGGUGGCUGUUACAGUCAAGCUCCUGUGGAAUCGAAGAAACAGCCUAGUGUUUGAGGAUUUGUUCUCUUCACCUGCAAACCUCUCUAAAAGGAUCCAAGCAGAACUGUCUAUUAUUAAAUCAGGAGCUGAGCAAGGUGAUGUCAAGCAACCAAGGCAGGUACUGAGUCCACAGUCGUGGACACCUCCCCCUCUAGGAAUGCUCAAAGCAAACUGGGAUGCUGCUAUUGAUAAGAUCAACUCAAGGGUGGGGAUUGGGGUAGUCAUUAGAGACUCCAAAGGUCUGAUGAUAGCUACUCUGUGGGCAUGCAAAGACAUGCACCCGGAUCCUAUUCUCGGUGAGGCAGUGGCUGCUCUCCGAGCAACAUCUCUCUGUGCUGACCUGGGGCUAACUCACAUUGUGUUGGAAGGUGAUUCGAUGGGAGUAGUAGGGGCUGUGCAGCAGGCAGAAGAAAGUUGGUCUUCAGUUGGCCUAAUGAUUAGAGACAUAAGGCUUAUCCUCUCCAACUUCAGAAGCUGGUCUAUUAGGCAUGUACCAAGGAGAGUCAAUGGCGUUGCUAAUGGCCUGGCCAAGCACGCCCUGUCUCAUCCAAGAGAAUGUAUUUUGCUGGGGGACUAUCCCCCAUGUAUUCAAAACUUAUUUCCUUAA